AUGGAGACUACCAAUUGUACGGAGAUCUGGUUUAAGAAGCUGCACGCUAUGCUGAAGGCUAUCAAUUCCACUCUUCAUAGCAAACAGUGCUGCCAACUGGAAACGGGGGCAGACAAACUGGUCAAGGAAACUCCAGUCAACCAACCUGGCCGUGAUGACAACUCCUACAUGUAUAUUCUUUUCGUCAUGUUCUUGUUUGCUGUCACAGUGGGCAGCCUCAUCCUGGGGUACACCCGCUCUCGCAAAGUAGACAAGCGCAGUGACCCCUAUCAUGUAUACAUCAAGAACCGAGUGUCGAUGAUCUGA
This is a messenger RNA of Suncus etruscus (white-toothed pygmy shrew), 306 nucleotides long. It is a transcript of the gene KCNE3, whose product is annotated as potassium voltage-gated channel subfamily E regulatory subunit 3. The record is from RefSeq and is a predicted model, not a curated record. Bases 1 to 306 code for a protein of 101 amino acids. Gene Ontology annotation, biological process: ventricular cardiac muscle cell action potential; regulation of heart rate by cardiac conduction; negative regulation of delayed rectifier potassium channel activity. NCBI's taxonomy places the organism in Eukaryota, Metazoa, Chordata, Mammalia, Eulipotyphla, Soricidae. The transcript has a single exon. Gene Ontology annotation, molecular function: potassium channel regulator activity; voltage-gated potassium channel activity involved in ventricular cardiac muscle cell action potential repolarization; transmembrane transporter binding. Gene Ontology annotation, cellular component: membrane.